This is a messenger RNA of Suillus subalutaceus, 890 nucleotides long. Its product is annotated as eukaryotic phosphomannomutase. The transcript has 6 exons. Lineage: Eukaryota; Fungi; Basidiomycota; Agaricomycetes; Boletales; Suillaceae. The record is from RefSeq and is a predicted model, not a curated record. Gene Ontology annotation, molecular function: phosphomannomutase activity. Gene Ontology annotation, biological process: GDP-mannose biosynthetic process; protein N-linked glycosylation; mannose metabolic process. Bases 49 to 705 code for a protein of 218 amino acids. Gene Ontology annotation, cellular component: cytosol.
AGUACUUAGACUGAUUGGCUGCCAAAAUAGUUUUACAACCGUACGAUCAUGGUGUCUGCAGAUUUCGCUGAACGGCCAGUCAAGAAGCUCGUGCUGUUCGAUGUCGAUGGGACUUUAUCGCCCGCACGUCAGAGGGCAUCUCCAGAAAUAAUACAGCUCUUGCGCGAACUCAGAAAGCAGGUCGCUAUAGGCUUUGUUGGCGGGUCUGAUCUCGUCAAGAUAUCUGAGCAGCUCAGUGUUGGCGAUAUCAAUGUUCUGGAGGAGUUCGACUUUGGGUUCGCUGAGAACGGCCUUACCGCGUAUCGACUCGGAAAGCCGUUGGAGUCGCAGUCCUUCAUCAAAACUGUAGGCGAAAAGGACUAUCAGGAGCUGGUCAACUUCAUCUUGCACUACAUUGCUGACAUGAACAUCCCGAUCAAACGUGGAACGUUCGUCGAGUUCCGCAAUGGCAUGAUCAACGUCAGCCCUAUUGGCCGCAAUGCAACUGUCCAGGAGCGCAAUGAUUUCGAGGCUUAUGACAAGGAACAUCACGUUAGGGCCGACUUUGUGGAAAUCCUCCGGGAGAAAUUCGGACGACUGAAUCUAACGUUCUCUAUCGGUGGCCAAAUUUCAUUUGAUGUCUUUCCACACGGGUGGGACAAGACUUACUGCCUUAGACACGUUGAAAAAGAUAACUUCGAAGAAAUUCACUUUUUCGGGGACUAAGACGAGCAAGGUAAGAGUCCGAGUCUCUUACUAGGUCGUCCCCCUUGACAAUUUCUGUAAAGGGGGGUAACGACUACGAGAUAUUCAGUGAUUCUCGCACUGUCGGGCAUACUGUCAAGAGUCCUGCAGAUACGAUGAGAAUCUGCACGGAGCUCUUCCUGUCAUAAUGUGCUUGAUGUAAGUUC